AUGGAGUCAAAGAGUCGUGAGUGGAUGCAGUGCAAAAAAAGUGGCCCUAGGUAUAAGAUUGGUGUGAAACAAUUUAUAGAGUUUGCUUUUUCACAAAAAAGUGUCAAAGAUGUGGUGCCUUGUCCGUGUGUGAAAUGCAACAACGAAAGGAGAAAAUGUAGAGAUGAAAUAGAGUUGGAUUUGCAUAAAUUCGGAAUUGUUAAGAGUUAUACACUCUGGUUGCGGCAUGGGGAAAGCAUCGGUGAUCAGGCAACUCAUAACAAUAUCAUAAACGAGUCAAAUGAAUUCCAGGAGCAUGAGCAUGAUGAAAUGUUAGAUAUGCUACAUGAGGCAUUUGGAGUACCGCUAGAAAAUGAUGUUGAGGGAGAGAGGGAUAAAGUGAGUGAAGGUGGAGAUCCUAAAGAUGCAGCAGAAGCUUUUUACAAAUUGAUGGGUGAUCUUGAGUUGGAGCUAUAUCCUGGGUGUAAGCAAUUCUCUAAGUUGUCCUUCUUAGUUAAGUUGUUUCACAUAAAGUGCUUAACUGGAAUACCCGACAAAAGUUUGGAAAUGGUUCUUAGCCUAUUCAAAGAAGCAUUACCUAAGGAUAACACUUUGCCAGAAUCUUAUAAUGAAGCUGAAAAGAUCAUAAAGAACUUGUCGCUUGAAUCCAUUAAGAUUGACGCAUGUCCUAAUAACUGCAUGUUAUUUUGGAAGGAGCAUGCCGAUGCACAGGAAUGUGUAAAUUGUCAUGCUUCUAGAUGGAAGAAGAAUGAACCAAGUAGCGAAUCUUCUACCUCACAAUCUAAGCCUAAGAAGAUUCCUAGCAAGACAAUGCGUUAUUUUCCGUUGAUCCCUAGGCUUCAAAGGAUUUUCAUGUCAACCAAAACCGCUGCAAGUAUGAGAUGGCAUAGCGAUGAACGUGUUGAUGAUCCUGAUGGAGUAAUGAGACAUCUAGCGGACUCCAAAGCCUGGAAAUCAUUUGAUGAACAAUAUCCAACAUUUGCCUCCGAGCCUCGAAAUGUUCUCCUCGGUUUAGCAAGUGAUGGGUUUAGCCCCUUUAGAAAUGGACAUAUUCCCCACAGUACAUGGCCGGUAGUUCUUAUCCCGUAUAAUUUGCCUCCAUGGCUUUGCAUGAAGCAAAAAUCUUUUAUUCUCUCUAUGCUUAUCCCGGGUCCUAAGGGGCCCAAAGAUAAGAUUGAUGUUUACUUGCAACCUCUAAUAGAGGAGUUGAAGUUGCUUUGGGAAGUUGGUGUUGAAACAUACGAUGCCUCAAGGAAAGAGAAUUUUAGAAUGUUUGCUUCUUUGCUGUGGACUAUAAGUGAUUAUCCUGCAUAUGGUGAUCUAUCUGGUUGGAGUACUGGCGGAGCUGUUGGUUGUCCUUCUUGUAACAGUGAUACUUGUUCUAGGUGGUUGUCAAAUGGGGGAAAACAUUGUUAUAUGGGUCAUCGUAGAUUUUUACCUAUGGAUCAUAUGUGGAGAUACAAUGGAAGUAAUUUUGAUGGGAAGCAAGAGUUGAGACCAAAACCUAAGCAGUUAUCUGGUGAGGAACUGCUACAACAGGUUAAUGAUGAACAAGCUGCUUCAAAGCAUACUUCAAAAAAGAGGCGACGCACAAAGAAGAAGGAAAAGGCAACAAAAUUAUGGCGAAAGAAAAGCAUUUUCUUUGAAUUGCCAUAUUGGAGUAGUCUUUUGAUACGCCAUAAUUUGGAUGUGAUGCACAUUGAAAAAAACGUAUGUGAAACUUUACUUGGGACAUUGCUAGAUAUUGAAGGGAAAAGUAAGGAUAAUAUGAAAGCACGUUUAGAUUUGGAGGAAUUGAACAUUAGAAAGUCAUUGCAUCCUAUAAGGGAUCCUAAUAAUCCAACUGAGAUCCCAAAAGUGUUCCCACCAGCUCCUUUUACCUUAUAUUUGGAGCAAAAGAGGAAUCUGUGUAACUUUUUGACUAGUGUGAAAUUUCCGGAUGGGUAUGCUUCAAAUAUUUCACGAAAUUCCUCACUUAAAGAGCGUAAACUCACUGGGUUGAAAAGUCACGAUUAUCAUGUUAUCUUGGAGCAUCUAUUGCCUCUUGCCAUACGUGACUGGCCCGUAUCAUUGUCCGCUCCACUUAUUAAGUUGAGCGAAUUUUUUAGAGUGUUAUGUUCUAAAGCAUUGAAGAUUGACGAGUAG
This is a messenger RNA of Spinacia oleracea (spinach), 2145 nucleotides long. RefSeq lists its product as uncharacterized. The transcript has a single exon. Bases 1 to 2145 code for a protein of 714 amino acids. The record is from RefSeq and is a predicted model, not a curated record. Lineage: Eukaryota; Viridiplantae; Streptophyta; Magnoliopsida; Caryophyllales; Amaranthaceae.